AACUGGGUGCAGACAGAAGAGCCUGGAGACAGAGGAAACCCAGACUUUCUUCUUUCCCAGCUGCCCUCUACCCACUCCCACCAUGAAGAAGGAAAUACUAACCCUGGCAUUUGCUCGAGCUGUCUUCGUCGAGUUCCUCUCCACGCUCAUCUUUGUCUUCAUCGGCCUCGGCUCAGCCCUCAAGUGGCCGUCGGCCCUGCCCAGCAUCCUCCAGAUCUCGCUGGCGUUCGGCCUGGCCAUCGGCACGUUGGUGCAGGCGUUUGGGCACAUCAGCGGCGCCCACAUCAACCCAGCCGUGACCAUCGCCUUCUUCGUGGGGAACCAGAUCUCCUUCCUCCGGACUCUCUUCUAUGUGAUUGCCCAACUGGUUGGGGCCAUCGCUGGGGCUGGCAUCCUCUAUGGGGUGACACCGGUCAACACCCGUGGCAACCUGGCCAUCAAUGCGCUCAACAACAACACGACCGCUGGCCAGGCCCUGGUGGUGGAGAUCAUCCUCACCUUCCAGUUGGCUGCGUGCAUCUUUGCAUCCACGGACAACCGGCGGACCGGCGGCGUGGGCUCCCCAGCACUGUCCAUCGGCCUCUCGGUAGCCCUAGGCCACUUGGUGGGGAUCUACUUCACUGGCUGCUCCAUGAACCCAGCCCGGUCCUUCGGGCCCGCGGUUGUCGUGAGGAAGUUCAGCUCAGCACAUUGGGUGUUCUGGGUUGGACCCAUCCUUGGGGCUUGCUUGGCCUCCCUGCUCUACUUCUACAUCCUAGUCCCCUACUGCAUGAACAUGUCAGAUAGGGUUGCCAUUGUCAAGGGCACCUACGAGUCAGAGGAGGAGUGGGAAGAGCAGAAAGAGGAGAGGAAGAAGUCCAUGGAGUUGACCCCACCCUAGGAAGAGUUGGGAAAGAACAAGCAGAAGGAGGGGAGGAAGCUCCACACAUGGGCUCAUGUGUGCGCCAAUGAACACAUCCAGCUACAGCAGACUCUUAAGCAAAAGUCUUAUAACUCAAAGACCACCUGUGGCUAAGAAAGGAGGAUCACAGUGUGUGUAUAUAACCCCUCUACACGAGUGUGAGCACUAGAACCUCUCCUAAGCUUAACUGCAGCCAGCGAAGGCGUCUCAGCCCAGGGCAGCCUC
Molecule: messenger RNA, 1126 nt
Organism: Nestor notabilis (Kea)
Lineage: Eukaryota; Metazoa; Chordata; Aves; Psittaciformes; Psittacidae
Product: aquaporin-5-like
Exons: 4
Coding region: 83-880 (265 amino acids)
Biological process (GO): transmembrane transport
Cellular component (GO): plasma membrane; apical plasma membrane
Molecular function (GO): water channel activity
Source: RefSeq, a predicted model, not a curated record